CUAAACGUCAUGACUCAUGCUAUUGAUUUUAUGUUGCCAUGGCGAUUUUAGAACCACCGUUACCAGCCACCGAUCAGGGUUUGUAGACGAAUCACAGGCCGUAUCACAGUUUAUAUAAUAUUAUAAUCUGUGUAACUGAUGUAGACAAUUUCGAAUUUACAUUUUCAAUUUCGUAAAUGUUUUUACUAAAUGUGUACGUUAAAAAUGUUUUAUUAUUGAUAUACUUAUCGUAUUAUUAUAAGUAAUAUAGUGUCGUUUACAAUGUCACAAACGGAAUACACGUUUAAACCUUUAGUGUUUGAAAAGCAGAAGAGUGUAAGUAACGAUAUUCCCGAUUUGCCACACACUCGAAUAGACCAUGGAAUAGCUUGUAAUGAUGAAUAUUUGUAUUAUUAUCGUUAUUGUAGUUACGAGGCACCAGGAUUGGAGGGCGAUCUCCUUCCUAAUAAAGGAUGUUUAUGGAAGUUUAAUUUGGUCACUUGCCAAUGGAAAAACCUCAGAAGCAGACAUUUAUCGAGAGUUCUUUCAUAUAGUUCGAUCAUAUUAUCAGGAAACUUGAUAAUAAUCUAUGGCGGUACAGGGGUUCGUUUUAGUAAUUACUGCCCGUACAAUAUUUACAUUGGUAAUCUAUUAGGGGAAUACACCGAAGAGGGCAUAGUUUUUGAAGAAAUAAAUUGUACUAAUGGAAUACCUAGGAUUGGAUAUGGCCAGUCAAUUGUUUUAAAUGGACGAUAUAUUUACACAGUUAAUGGUUUGUCGGGGUUCCAACGUGAGGCAGAUGUUUAUAGAUUUGAUAUAAGUACUAAAAAAUGGGAAAUAUUAUCAGAUGGUAAAGGCAUACUCCAAGACUUUGAAGAAAAAUACAAAUAUGAACUAGCAUAUUACAAUCAGUGUAUAUUCACAUUCGGUGGAUCUAAUGUACACAUAAAUUCUACAACUAAUUUCUUAAAUACAUUUAUGACUGUUCAUGUAUUUGAUUUGACAACUAAAACUUGGAGGUACUUGGACACAAAACCUGAUCAGCAAAGCACGACCCCCGGUUAUCCAGAAAAUCGUAUUAAUCAUGGCUGGGUUCAGUGUCCUACUCAUACUCAGAAUGUUUACCUCUUAGGCGGCUAUGAUAAGUUUAAUUUUAUGAAAGAUGUUUGGUGUUUUAAUUUAUCUACAUUCCAGUGGCGAAACCUAUCCAUGUGCUCAAUACCUAAACCUACAUUUUUUCUGUCUGCUGCAAUGUCACGAUACGGUCAUUUAUAUUACUAUAAUGGUUUAGUAAGUUUACGUUGUUUAAGUACACGACGGCUUGAACCCCAAAAUCAUGUGUAUACUACUUGGGUAAGGGUGCCACAAUUAAAAGAAAUGUGUUGGGAUGCUAUUUUGUUUUACUUUAGGAAAAAUUUGUUAAAAUUAAAUGAAGAAGACCUACGCAAAUUAGGAUUACCGCUUGAAUAUUAUAAGCUCAUAAUUAAAGCUAAAGAAUUUAUCAUAAGUGCAAAAGCACAACAUUUAUCUUCAGACUAAUCAAAUUUUUUUAAAUUUAAACUUAAUGAUCAUUCACAAAUUGCUAAAGAUAGUUAUAUCGAUUCAUUAGGUUGUUAUAACUAUAUAACAUGUAGAUAAUUGAGUAUAUUACUUGUGCUGUUUGCCUUAUGGCUGUAAUCAUCUUUACUGAUGAAUAAAUAAAUAAAAUAAAUAUAGUAAGACUAGUCAGUAAGUUAGUAGUGACAAAUAGGUAAACAAUUUUAAUAAAAUUUUCCAGUUUUUAGUUAGUACAACAAAAUGUUAUAUGUAGUUUUAUUAGUGCUGAAUACUGUACUAUUUGGAUGUAGGCCUCAUUCAUAUACCUAUAAUUAAAUCAUAGGUAUAUACAUAAAAACAGAUUUUUAGACUUUGCGCAAUGCUUAUAGCCUAAAUCAGCUCUUGUUCUGCUGUCAAAAAAUAAAUCUUAAGGUUGAUACUACAACAAUAUAGAGUGUUUCUGUUUCAAAUGUCCUUGCGUGUACUGCAUAACUUUCUAAACAUCCCAAUAGACGUUAGUAUAUUUCAUACUUUAUAAGGAUUAAUAGUUGUAUGCUUUUUAUUUUACUUAUUUUACUAGUAUUUGUG
Molecule: messenger RNA, 2103 nt
Organism: Adelges cooleyi (spruce gall adelgid)
Lineage: Eukaryota; Metazoa; Arthropoda; Insecta; Hemiptera; Adelgidae
Product: kelch domain-containing protein 10 homolog
Exons: 5
Coding region: 262-1518 (418 amino acids)
Biological process (GO): positive regulation of stress-activated MAPK cascade
Molecular function (GO): protein binding
Source: RefSeq, a predicted model, not a curated record